AUGCGUUCUUUCGUGUCCCUCGCUCUCUUCCUUGCUGUCUCUGGCUUUGUUAGCGCGAUGCCCAUGCCUCACGUCGGUGACGUCAGCGCUGGUAACAACGCCAGCGUCAACGCCCACAACGUUGGCAACAACGCGGAUGUCUCUGCCUUGAACGUCAACCACGCCCGCACGGGCGACAUCUCGGCCGCAGACGACCUCACUGCUGUUGUCAAGAACGUCGGCAACGGCGCCAACGUCAACGCGGCCAACGUCAACCACCGCCGCCACCACGGCAAGGUCUCCGCUGGCAACAACGCCAAUGUCAAGGCCAGCGACUUGCUCAACAACGCCAAGGUCUCGGCUGCCAAUGUUCACCACCGCCGUACCGGCGACGUCUCCGCUCUCGAUAACCUCACCGCCGGUCUCAGCAACAUCGGCAACGGCGCAGAUAUCAGCGCGUUGAACGUCAACCGUCGUACUGGUGAUCUCUCCAUCCUCGACGGGCUCACUGCUGGUGUCAAGAACGUCGGCAAUGGUGCUGACGUCUCUGCUGCCAAUGUCCACCACCGCCGCACCGGUGACGUCUCGGUUGGCGACAAUGCCAAUGCCGUGGUCAAGAACGUCGGCAAUGGCGCUGACGUCUCUGCCCUCAACGUCAACCGCCGUGACGGUGAUGUCUCUGCUGCGAACGAUCCGACGGUCAUCCUCCAGGACCUCCUCAACAAGCUCAAGCUCGAUGUUGCGAACGUCAACCGCCGUGAUGGUGACGUCUCCGCUGCGAACGACCCGACGGUUAUGCUCGAGAACCUGCUCAACGGCCUCGACCUCAGCGCGCUGAACGUCAACAAGCGCACUGGCGAUGUCUCCGUCCUCGACAACCUCAACGCUGGUGUCAAGAACGUUGGCAACGACGCCACGGUCGAUGCGGCCAACGUCCACCACCGUCGUACCGGUGACGUCUCUGCCGCUAACGGCCUCAGCGCUGACGUCGAGAACGUUGCCAACGACGCUGACGUGAAGGCCCUCAACGUCAACCACCGUCGCACGGGUGACCUUUCCAUCCUCGACAACCUUACGGCUCACGCCAGUGACAUUGGCAACGACGCUAAGGUGAACGCUCUUAACGUCAACUAA
Messenger RNA from Coniophora puteana RWD-64-598 SS2, 1113 nucleotides. RefSeq lists its product as uncharacterized. The coding region runs from base 1 to 1113 and encodes 370 amino acids. The record is from RefSeq and is a predicted model, not a curated record. The transcript is spliced from 2 exons. Lineage: Eukaryota; Fungi; Basidiomycota; Agaricomycetes; Boletales; Coniophoraceae.